This is a messenger RNA of Brachypodium distachyon (stiff brome), 1066 nucleotides long. RefSeq lists its product as uncharacterized. Lineage: Eukaryota; Viridiplantae; Streptophyta; Magnoliopsida; Poales; Poaceae. The transcript has a single exon. Bases 317 to 1054 code for a protein of 245 amino acids. The record is from RefSeq and is a predicted model, not a curated record.
AUCGACGUGUUAAUCCCUUGUUGUUCUCAGGGUAGAGUAACAACGGCAUCAAUUACAUGACUUUCAGAGGUAAUCCCCCAAACCACAUGAGGGACCCGCGCUCCCACCUACACAUUCUACAUCAUCACAAUCCCUCAGAUCUGGGUUCAUACAACUUACUCAAUCAAGACAGAACCCAUUUAGCAUGUGGUUGUACUGGAAGCUACUAAAUAGAAGACUAGUUCAGUCUUUGGUACCCGGGUGGCAUUCAACAUUUGCGGCGCAUGUGCUCCCGAAUCCACGGUGAGACGACUCAUAGAAAUGGACCUGACGUUGCAUGGUGGCAAACCAUCUCUUCUCCAAGAAAGAAGAUCUCAAUCUCGAAGAUCUGAACAAGAUCUUCACUGGACUCUUAUGUGUUCAGCAAGAUAUGGUGCAUCGUCUACCUCCACUUCAUCAUGGUCAUGAACACAUGACUUGUGGUUCAGGGGUGUCAUUAAACCUCGUACCACCAAGAGUUCAAUCACGGGGUGGCAAUUGGACUCCUCCUUCAUCGAUGAAUCCAUUGGGGUCUCACAUGCUUCCACAUCAACCAUCAUUGAUUCAACCACAAUCGGUGCCGCAUAAAACUUUGGCUCAACCUUUUCCUAUGCAGGCACAAAAAAUGUUGCAGCACACACAAUUGGCUUUAUCAUCACUAACUCCUGGUCAAGUGCAUGAGUCACCUUCAUUGUUGAAGUUGCCUCUUCUUAACUCUGCAAGUCCUUACAACACAAUGGAGCCACCUCAGAACAAUUCAGGUCCUUGCUCAACUUUUGAGCAUAACAUCGAGGAUCCACCAUUGUUGGUCAACUCCGCUAGUAAUGAAUUUAAUGUUGAAGAUCCAUUUGGCUAUGACCAAUCGGCGUAUGUUCUUUCUGACCAGCCAUACUACAAGAGAUUCCUAGAGGCGGAAACUUAUUUGGGCUAUGAUGGUACUGAUGUAGGCCAAGCUCACAUGGGAAAUGACGGAUCAACUGAUGCACCCACGCAGUACUCUGUUUGUGGGAAAGAUGAUGAUGAUGGCACAUCAUAAGAGGGACUUAUU